Drosophila ananassae is the source of this 4564-nucleotide messenger RNA. RefSeq names its product mothers against decapentaplegic homolog 3 (gene Smox). The record is from RefSeq and is a predicted model, not a curated record. Bases 993 to 2408 code for a protein of 471 amino acids. Gene Ontology annotation, cellular component: heteromeric SMAD protein complex. Gene Ontology annotation, molecular function: RNA polymerase II cis-regulatory region sequence-specific DNA binding; I-SMAD binding; DNA-binding transcription factor activity, RNA polymerase II-specific. Gene Ontology annotation, biological process: anatomical structure morphogenesis; SMAD protein signal transduction; BMP signaling pathway. NCBI's taxonomy places the organism in Eukaryota, Metazoa, Arthropoda, Insecta, Diptera, Drosophilidae. The transcript is spliced from 2 exons.
CAAUUUCUUUUCAUGUUUCUUGCACAUUUCGUUAUUGUGGUUUCCGCCCCCGACUCCUGCCGCCGCCUGCCCCCCCGCCUGGUUUUAUUUAUUGCCGGUGACUAUUCAUCCCCAACAGAAUUCAACCUUCGAUAAGGUUAAAAAUUCCAAACAGCCCACAGCUAACACAGUAUCUCGGUUUUCCUCUGGCUGCUGUAAUUCAACGGCACAAGCGCCACACAAUAAGCCCCAACGUCGACAACAACAAUAGAAAAGCGUCUGCAGACGCAGACAUUUGACCUUGUUGGGAAACGGACAACAAUGAGAACAAUAACAACAACGCAGACGACACUCGCCCACGCAGACGAUUACAUUGCAAGAUUCGGAAUCGGAAUCGGAAUCGGAAUCUUGAGCAGAACUGUUAGAUUACCAACCUAUUCCGAUUCCCAAUCUCACUGUAUGUGUUCUAUAGCGACUGUGGACUUCAUCCACCAACACGCCUGAAAGACACGCGUCUGGAAGUCUAGUUUCAUAAUAUCCAUCUGUGAAGUUAGCUAAAAACCAUGUUAAUCUAAAAAAUGGGCUUCGUAAAUCAAGUUAUUGAUUCUAAUAAGAACGGCUAGAGAUUUCCACAAACUGAUUUCGAUUCCGGACGCGACAGAAACCCAAACACAAACAAAAACACAAACACACACGCGCUCGCAAUUAUCACAAACAUCGCCGUCACCAGGGUCGGGCUUUUAUCAGAUCCAGCCGGCUGAAGCAGCAGUGGCAGAAGUAGAAGCACCAGGCCAGGGGAAGUGGGAAAGGGGAAAGGGGUGGGCCAGUGAGGGCCAGUCAGACAUCAUCACACACAUGCAUGCCAAUUAUCAGAGACGCUGACUUCAAAACUCCAGAAGACGCAGAGAGACAGCGACACAACGAAGCCUGGGAGGAGAGCACAGGAGCAGGAUUCCAACGAGGAACACGAGGAGCAGCUGGUGCGGCGGAGCUGAGCCCGGAGAGAUCCUGAAAUGUUGCCAUUCACACCGCAGGUGGUCAAGCGAUUAUUAGCACUCAAAAAAGGCAGCGAGGACAACAGCGUCGAAGGCAAGUGGUCGGAGAAGGCCGUCAAGAACCUGGUGAAGAAGAUAAAGAAGAACUCGCAGUUGGAGGAGCUAGAGCGGGCAAUCUCCACGCAGAACUGCCAGACGCGGUGCGUGACGGUGCCGCGCAGUAAGCCCGCACCCGCCGGUGAGCAUCUGCGGAAGGGUUUGCCGCACGUCAUCUAUUGCCGUCUGUGGCGCUGGCCGGAUCUCCAGUCUCAGAAUGAACUGAAGCCCCUGGACCACUGCGAAUACGCCUUCCAUCUGCGCAAGGACGAGAUCUGCAUUAAUCCGUAUCACUACAAGAAGAUUGAGUUGUCGAUUCUGGUGCCAAAGUCGUUGCCCACGCCGCCCGACUCCAUUGUGGACUAUCCGCUGGAUAACCAUACUCACCAGAUACCCAACAACACCGACUACAAUGCUGCGAUAAUCCGCAGCGCCUCACUGAGUCCGCCGCAGUACAUGGAAUUGGGUGGCUCCGGCUCCGGAACCGGUGCGGCCACAUCCAGCUCAACUUCUGGGGCACCAUCUUCCUCCCCCUCGUCCUACCAACAGCAGCAGCAGCUGUCCUUCGGCCAGAAUAUGGACUCGCAAUCGAGUGUGCUGAGCGUGGGAAGUAGCAUUCCCAACACGGGCACCCCGCCGCCCGGCUACAUGAGCGAGGAUGGCGAUCCGAUCGAUCCCAAUGACAACAUGAACAUGUCCCGGCUGACGCCGCCCGCCGAUGCCGCACCAGUGAUGUACCAUGAGCCGGCCUUCUGGUGCUCCAUCAGCUACUACGAGCUAAAUACGCGCGUCGGCGAGACCUUCCACGCCUCGCAGCCCUCAAUCACCGUCGACGGCUUCACCGAUCCCUCUAACUCGGAGCGCUUCUGUCUCGGCCUACUCUCCAAUGUCAACCGCAACGAGGUGGUGGAGCAGACCCGCCGCCACAUUGGCAAGGGUGUGCGGCUCUACUAUAUCGGCGGCGAGGUGUUCGCCGAGUGCCUGAGCGAUUCGUCCAUCUUCGUGCAGAGCCCCAAUUGCAACCAGCGCUACGGCUGGCAUCCGGCCACCGUCUGCAAAAUCCCGCCCGGUUGCAACCUGAAGAUCUUCAACAACCAGGAGUUCGCCGCCCUGCUGUCCCAGUCCGUUUCGCAGGGAUUCGAGGCGGUCUAUCAGCUCACGCGCAUGUGCACCAUCCGGAUGUCGUUCGUAAAGGGCUGGGGAGCCGAGUAUCGCCGCCAGACGGUCACCUCGACGCCCUGCUGGAUCGAGCUGCACCUGAACGGGCCGCUCCAGUGGCUGGAUCGCGUCCUCACCCAGAUGGGAUCGCCGCGGCUGCCGUGCAGCUCCAUGUCCUAAAGGGGUGGCCGGUUCCGGUUUUUAAAUUGCGACUACAAAGAGCGGAGAACGCUGUAGGAAUAUGAGUGCUCCCACUUCGGAGCUGAUCGGAGAGCACAGCCCUCUGGGUAUCUGAAAAUUAGCACUUAAGUCUUCAAGUUUUUAAUUCGAUUUUAAAUGUACAACAUUAUAAAUGUACAAAACCUCUGCUUUUAUUUUGAAUUAGUGAUUCUAGUGAAGCUACUGUUCAGAUCCCCGUGAAGGCUGGAAGGCUGGAAGGCAGGGGGAAGCGCAAACAACGCCACUUGUCUGCGAUUUCUCGCGUCCUCUUCUCCGAAUCAGACCCGAUAUCGGGGCACUGUGGGUGUCGAAACAAAUAUAAGAAACAAGAUGAAGGUGGAAGAUGGAAGGUGGUCACAACUGGCCACAAACAAAAACCAAGAAAAACUCAAACUGAGAGAGCACAUAUGAAAUAAGUUCAGCAAACGAUAUAAACGAGUGGUAUAAAUGGAAAACCGAUACAAGAAACAGAUGCAACAGAUAUAUAUAUCUAUAUACAAAGAGCACACGUAUAUCUUUACAAGCGUUUAUGGGCGUUACAGUUUAGGAUUAUAUACAUAUAUUGUGGAACGUACGCGGAAAGUUACAUUUUUCGAUAAGCUAUAAGAUGGAGCAGCUCCGGAACAAUUUUUUUGAAACAUUUUACAGACAAAGUGACAAAAGGAUGAGGAAAUAAACCAUAGAAAUAGAAUAACACUGAGCCCCCUGAUCUGUGUGAGUCGAUAACGAGAGAGAUUCAAAAUUCUUUGUGAAAGAAGCAAAACAUACAACGGUGAUUUGGAACUAAACAAACGUAGGAAGGAUAACAGCUAAGGGAUAAGCUGGACAGGAACUGGGAUUUAUCAAGCUAGAAGCUUACACACCACACUCGGAUACCAUACAUUGCAAAUGUACAUAAGACCAAAAACAAGCAGGAACAGGAACAGGAACAGGAAGGAAGGCUGGCUUCGGGCGGAGCCGAAGAUGAUAUAUCCUUGCCAGCUCAUCGGCAUCGGAUGUGGGCAGAGCUUGCCAGGGUAUAUCAGCACGAUGACAUAUUCACGCAGGACCUCCACUUGAUCGAGCACGGGAUAUAUAUAGCUAUAUAUGUAUGAUGAUGGUUGUUAAACGUUUCGAUUUUCGCUUAGUAUGUGUGUGUUAAAAUUUGUCAGCUCGCAAAACAGAAUCGGCCGAUUGAGCAGCUCUUGUUAGUCGUAGUAUCCGAUCGUAAAUAUAUAUAUGUAAAGCACUUGCCCAACAAAAUCACAACUCAGGCCACGUCGUCGGACCUCCCAGGCCCCGCCAGGGCCCAGCUUCAGGAACUGCAUUUAAAUCUUAACGAAAGGAAACUGAUAUCUACCGAUUAGACUCGUUUUUUUUCGAAACAAUAGCUCAAGUGUCAAUUACAGUAGAGUACAGUACAAUACAGUACAGUGUGUAUUAGAACCAAUUGCAAUAUGAUGUGGGCCGGAUUUUGAUCGGCAAGUGCGCGUUCUUCUUGGGUCUAGAUCUUAAGUCUAUAUAUGUAACUAAAUUCGCUAGCUUAUCUUGACACUUAGCACUUUAGGCCAGCCCAGCGAGAGCCCAGAGCAGUUUGUGUUUUUGGUCUUCGUUUCAGCCUCCGCUGAUUAGGGCUAUGAUGAUUAUUAUACUUUUUUGUCAUUCGCUGUUACAACCAAAAAUAACUAUAGUUUAAGUUUUGUCUUUAUUGAUUCUAUUAUAAUAUACCAUUGUAGUGUAUCAUUUUUUUCCGAGUUGCUUCGAAGUUGCACCAGCCCGAGUGGGUGUGGGUCUAGCCUCUAGCAUCUAGCAUACCGAUUCGGUCUCUAGUAGUAGAGCUAAAUUUUUUUUAUUAUCGCUAAUCAUGUAAUGUAAUCCUUAAGUUACGCCUAAACGAAACAGAACAAGCAAACGAACAGCAACAGUCAGCGUCAACAGUCCUCGGAUCUGAGCCAGAGAACCCAGCAACCCAGCAGCCUAGCAGCCUAGCAACCUAGCAACCUAGCAACCUAGCAACCCGUACCCGAACCGUACAUCUAUGAAGUAUAAAUACAAAUAUAUACAUAUAUCUAAUAUGCAAGCAUGCAGAUAAAGACAAACACAAAUCGUAUAUUUAAAUAAACACUUAUAUUAUUAAA